Oryzias latipes (Japanese medaka) is the source of this 3982-nucleotide messenger RNA. RefSeq names its product N-deacetylase/N-sulfotransferase (heparan glucosaminyl) 3 (gene ndst3). NCBI's taxonomy places the organism in Eukaryota, Metazoa, Chordata, Actinopteri, Beloniformes, Adrianichthyidae. Gene Ontology annotation, molecular function: hydrolase activity; heparan sulfate N-sulfotransferase activity; deacetylase activity. Gene Ontology annotation, cellular component: Golgi apparatus. The record is from RefSeq and is a predicted model, not a curated record.
CCUCCACUUGUGUAGGCGCUCUUAAAGCGCAGCGUUUACGCGCGCCUCUCAGUCUUUAACGGGCAGCCCGGUGGAUCGGAGUUCUCCGGUCAUAAGGCUGCCUAAUCUCUGCGAUAACAAACUGCCAUCAGGGAAUAAGUGGCCAUUCCCGGGAUUCGGGAAAGAUAGCGGGGAGACGAGGGGAAGAAGAAAGGAGGAGGGAUGACAGAGGGAAGAGGAGUGGAGGAUUCUCCACAGCCACCGCCGCUGCUGUUGUUCCCGUAGAGAGUGGAGUGGGAGAUGGCACAGCGCCUCAGUAUCCUCCACAUUCAGGAGUGCACCACCGAGACCACAGCUCUGGACGUUCGCGCAUCUGUGGCAUCAGUCCCGAAACGCUGCCGCCUCACCACGGCCGGUCAGGCAGCGCCUCAACCCGGGUUACAGAUAUUAAUCAUCGCCUGCUCCGUCUGUGCGUGUGAUUCCUCCAUGAGGGUUUGAAGGAGACCACCUCCACAGCAUUUCCUCUGCUAAAGACCUUUCUUCCCUGAGAUCCGUUGCUGCACCCCUCCUUACCUGCCAUGGUGACAUGAUAUGGCCCUGAGUGGAUUUGAUCCUGCCUCCCACAAAUAGACAAUCUCUCGGGGAGGUUUUAAAAACCUCUAGACACCUGCAAAAUAAAAGAGACAUCAAUUCCUCUGACGCUCAGUAUUUCCCCAGUCCCGCGAUGACAGUGGCCGUGCGGUUCCGUCGGCAUUUGCGCAGGCUUCUGUUCUUACUCGCCUCCUGCUGCCUCCUGUCCCUUCUCCUUUCUGCCUACUUUCUCUUUGCAAACUCUUCCCCUUCCAUGCAACUAGGACAGUCUGUUGAGCCCGCCUGCUCCCGGUCUCUGUCUAUGUCUCCAUACCGGAACCUGCCAUACCCGUAUCCCCCAAACCCCCCUCACAUACAUGUCCACACCGACCCGGUGGUGCUGGUGCUGGUGGAGUCACAGUACUCUCAGUUGGGUCAGGACAUUGUCGCAAUACUAGAAUCAGCCCAUUUUCAGUUCCGCAUGGAGAUUGUCUCAGGAAAGGGCGACCUUCCACCGCUGACAGAAAAUGGCCGCGGCAGAUAUUCUCUCAUCAUUUAUGAGAACCUUUUAAAGUAUGCACAUGCAGAUACAUGGAACAGGCAGCUGUUGCAUCAAUAUUGUACUGAGUACAGAGUCGGCAUAAUAGGCUUCUAUCGGUCUACUGAGAACUCUCCGUCUGUCCUCAAACUCCGGGGCCUGCCGUUGAUGCUCAGGACCAACCAGGCACUUUGGGACUGUUGCGUAGUAUCUAGCUCGCCUCUCCUCCACAUGACCAAACCUGGUACAGAUCGAGGAGCCUUACCUGGAGAGGACUGGACUUCAUUCUCUUCUAAUCACUCUUCAUACCAGGCUGUGCUGCACGCACGGGCUAAGGAGGGAGCAGGGGCAGGCAGUGGAGAUAAUCCAGGACCAGGUUUCAGUCUCGGCCUUCAGGCUACUGUGGUACAGGACCUGGGGCUUUAUGACGGGGUGAGACGAGUGAUGUUUGGACAGGGAUUGGGCUACUGGCUCCACAGACUCAUCCUGGUGGAUGCCAUUUCCUACCUCACAGACAGGAAGCUUACUUUGGGUCUGGAUCGCCACAUGCUGGUGGAUAUUGACGACAUUUUCGUCGGCAAAGAGGGGACACGCAUGAACGCCAAGGAUGUAAAGGCUCUCCUUGAUACCCAGAAGCAGCUCCGGUCUUACAUCACUAACUUCACUUUUAAUCUGGGUUUCUCAGGGAAGUUCUACCACACAGGCACGCCAGAGGAGGACGAGGGAGACGAUCUGCUGCUCAAGUAUGUGGAUGAGUUCUGGUGGUUCCCGCACAUGUGGAGCCACAUGCAGCCUCACCUCUUCCACAACGAGUCCUCGCUGCUGGAGCAGAUGGUCCUCAACAAGGAGUUUGCUCUGGAGCACAACAUCCCAGUGGACAUGGGUUACGCCGUGGCUCCUCACCACUCGGGCGUCUACCCGGUGCACAUGCAGCUGUACGAGGCAUGGAGGCGUGUCUGGAACAUCCGGGUCACCAGCACUGAAGAAUACCCCCACCUCAAACCUGCUCGAUACCGCAAAGGCUUCAUCCACAACAGCAUAUUGGUGCUGCCUCGUCAGACGUGUGGCCUGUUUACUCACACCAUCUACUAUAAGGAAUACCCUGGUGGACCGAAAGAACUGGACAAGAGCAUCCAUGGGGGAGAGCUGUUUCUCACUGUGCUACUUAACCCAAUAAGCAUAUUCAUGACCCACCUGUCCAACUACGGGAAUGAUCGACUGGGUCUUUACACGUUUGUCCACUUGGCCUCUUUCCUUCGCUCGUGGACAAACCUGAGACUCCACACGCUUCCACCUCUGCAGCUUGCGCACAAGUACUUUCAGCUUUUUCCCGAACAAAAGAACCCACUUUGGCAGAACCCGUGUGAUGAUAAACGGCACAAAGACAUCUGGUCUAAAGAGAAAACCUGUGACAGAUUACCCAAAUUCAUGGUGGUGGGACCACAGAAAACAGGAACGACAGCACUUUAUCUUUUCCUGCUCAUGCACCCCUCCAUAUCCAGUAACUUUCCCAGUCCAAAGACUUACGAGGAGGUCCAGUUCUUCAACACCAACAACUACCACAAAGGGAUCGACUGGUACAUGGAGUUUUUCCCUGUUCCCUCCAAUGUUAGCACAGAUUUCCUGUUUGAGAAGAGCGCCAACUAUUUCCCUUCAGAGGAGACUCCACAGCGAGCCGCUGCUCUGCUGCCAAAGGCCAAGAUCAUCACCCUGCUUAUCAACCCCUCAGACAGAGCCUACAGCUGGUAUCAGCAUCAAAGGGCCCACGAAGACCCCGCAGCCCUGCAGUACACCUUUUAUGAUGUCAUUAGUGGCAGAAAAGGUGCGCCCGCAGAGCUGCGCUCCCUGCAGAACCGCUGUCUCAUCCCCGGUCUCUAUGCCAAACACCUCGAAAGGUGGUUGACGUUCUAUCCUGCUAAUCAGGUGAUGAUCAUCGAUGGUCAUCAGUUAAGAACUGACCCUGCAGCUGUGAUGGAUGAAGUCCAAAAGUUCUUGGGUGUCACACCUCACAUCAACUACUCGCAGGCCCUAACCUUUGACCCUCAGAAGGGCUUCUGGUGUCAACUCCUUGACGGAGGAAAGACAAAAUGUCUGGGGAAAAGCAAAGGAAGGAAGUACCCUCCUAUGGAGCUAGAGGCACGCGAAUAUCUCUCCAGGUACUACAGGGACCAUAAUGUUGAGCUGUCAAAACUGCUGCAUCGUCUUGGACAGCCCCUUCCCUCUUGGCUCAGAGAGGAGCUGCAGAAGGUUAGAUAACCUUUGCGUUUGUGAGCCAGAGUUAAAGGUCAAGACGUCAGAGACGCAGAAGUGACCAGGAGCACCUGACUUCAGCUGCACUGUCUGUGGCCUUUUCAUGCACCCUGAGGCGGGGGCAAGGAUGACACGCCCUGCGUCACCUACAACCGGGACGCUGCUGAGCAGAGAGGACGUCAGCGAUGUACAGAGAAACCCAGCAGGAACAAAUGUGGAUGGAUGGAUGGAUGGAUGGAUGGAUGGAUGGAUGGAUGGAUGGAUGGAUGGAUGGAUGGAUGGAUGGAUGGAUGGAUGGAUGGAUGGAUGGAUGGAUGGAUGGAUGGAUGGAUGGAUGGAUGGAUGGAUGGAUGGAACAGUUCUAAAGGAAGUGGGAACUGAAAAGAUGAGCCACAAUAAAUCAAUAAAGAAAGUUAUAGGAGACAAGGAGAGCUUGGCCAGAGUUGCCCUAACCCGUUCCUGAUCUGUCAUACAGGUCUGCAGUGAAUAUUAUUGUUUGUUUUUUUUGUUAUUUGACUUUCUCCUUUAAGUUAUCUUGCAGCGCUGGUCAGCUGUGCGUGGUUUCCAUAGGGAUAACGUUGCACUAAGUUCUGUUUUUUGAAACUCCAACCCAAUAAAUACAAAUAUAUUUGCUUGCUUUUACUA